UGCACCGCGACCGCCGGGCAGAGCGCACGUUACGGUCGCUUCCAAUUUCGAACUCGAUACGAACGAAUCAUGUGGACGAGUUUUUAAUAAAAAAAAUAUUGUGUUUUUUUUAAAUAGAGUGUUGUGUUUUUGACAAUGGCGGUGUAUUUUGGUGUCUUGUUGUGCGUAGUGGGGGUGUUAGGGUUCAAUGUGGACAUACCGUCCAGGGUGGUUUAUAAGGGUAGCGCUGACUCUAUGUUUGGAUUCACAGUGCAGGCGCAUGUUGAUAAAGGCCAGAAAAUGAUCCUGGUGGGCGCGCCAGAAGCGGACUCGCAGUACCUGUCAGCGAACAGGAAACCUGGCGCGGUGUACCGCUGCGAGGCUGGCCAGAGGGGGUACGAGCGAGACACGCCCCUCGACCAUUGCCAGGAGAUGUGGUUCGACAAGAAGAGAGGCAACAGUCGGGAUAAGCAGCAGAACCCGAUCGACGAGAAGUCGAAUCAGUGGUUCGGGGCUACCCUCAGCAGCACAGGGAAAAAUGGGCCCAUUGUGGCCUGUGCCCCUCGCUACGUCUCGUUUGUGAACCACCGACUGCAGCACCGCGACCCGGUGGGCGCCUGCUUCGUCGCUUCGUCCUCAGACGGAAAUGAUGUAAAAGAGUUCUCUCCUUGUCGCACCCAUUUCAAAACCGUGGACGAGGCGAGCCAUGGGAACAGGAAGACAGGAGUGUGCCAGGCUGGAUUCUCUGCUGCUAUUUCUAAGGAUGUCAACGGAUUCGAGCGUUUAUUCAUGGGAGCACCCGGCAGCUGGUAUUGGCAAGGGCGAACAAUAUCAAUAGAUCCUACCGAGCCAUUCAACAGCUACUAUAUGAAAAUACCGGAGGAAGGUCAGAUAUACUCCCAGAGCGUUGCCUCGAACCCCAUCCUGAUUGCCACUCCAGAAGCCAACCCUAAGUAUGACGACUCGUACAUGGGUUAUUCAGUGGCUGUGGGAGACUUCGCUGGCACUAAACAGCAAGGAGUCGCUGUUGGGAUGCCGAGGGGAGCUGGGCUGAAGGGCCUGGUGGUUCUCUAUACCUGGGACCUGCAGAAUAUCCAGAACAUCAGUGGCUCUCAGAUUGGCGCCUACUUCGGCUACAGCCUGGCGUCUGGCGACAUCGAUGGCGACGGCCAAGAUGACGUCAUUGUUGGCUCGCCCAUGUUCAGCAAACCUAAGAGCGACGGCUUCGAACAUGGAAGGAUCUACGUCAUUUACCAGGGGAAAGAUAGGUCAUUUUCGAAAAGCCAUUGGAUCACUGGAGAGGUAUCCAGGGGUCGAUUCGGUUUGUCCGUCGCAUCGCUGGGAGACAUCAAUUACGACGGUUUUGGAGAUAUCGCAGUAGGAGCUCCAUACAGCGGCGAACACGGUCGCGGCGUCGUCUACAUUUUCCAAGGCAGCGAGACCGGUAUCAGGGACAAGUACUCCCAAGCCAUCAAGGCAGAAGACAUAUCUCCUUCCUUGACUACCUUCGGCUUCUCUUUGUCUGGAGGCGUCGAUUUGGAUGAUAAUAGUUACAAUGACUUGGCUGUUGGUGCUUAUAAAUCGGACAGUGUUGUAUUUUUGAAGUCUCGACCAGUAGUAAAAGUGAUGGCCGAGGUGAAGUUUCAAGAGGACACUAAGUUGAUAUCAUUGACUGACAAACGCUGUACCACCAGGGACGGGACUAAAGCCGUCUGCUCCAAGCUCAUUUACUGCCUGCAGUACGGCGGUAUCAAUGUAGACCGACAAAUUGAAUUCAACGUGAGCUUGGACCUUGACUCGAGGAAGACGACGACCAAGAGGAUUUUGACCGAGCGACGGGAGUCCACCUACACGACCACCAUUGUACUCGUGCAAGGCGAGCAGAAGUGCGACAGCCUCACUGUCUAUUUGGAUGAGGAGAUCCGCGAUAAGCUAACCCCGAUCGAAGUGAAGAUGACUUACAACCUGAUGAGCCAGCCACACGGUGACAUCGUGCCGCCGGUCCUGGACCAGACGCAGAGCGUUCAGGCCGCCGACUCCCUGAAUAUACAGAAGAACUGUGGCCCGGAUAACGUGUGCAUACCUGAUCUGCAUAUGCAGGUUUCCUCGCCGAUAAGAGAAUACACCCUCGGCUCCGGAGAGAACAUCAAUCUCGAUGUGACAGUCGCGAACAGCGGCGAGGACGCCUUUGAAGCGGCAUACUACCUAAAGAUCCCUGCUGGAGUUACCUUCGCUAAGAUGGAGAGGCUCGAUAAAGACAGUGAAGUCGGUCAAGCCAACAUUUACUGCUCGGUCAUUGGUGGGAAGGACGUUAGUCUGAAUACCACUUUGAAGUGUGAUCUGGGCAAUCCUAUGUCUAGAGAUGAAAAGAUCCGUUUCCGCGUAGUCCUCGAAGUGGACACCACGGUUUCCAGCAUGAUGUUCGAUAUGGAGACCAACUCCACGAAUCCUGAGCAAAACACCAAUUACGACAACGUGCAGCAUCUCUCCAUUGGUGUGGUGGUUAAGGCUAUGCUGUCAGUCAUUGGUACCUCCGACCCUCCUGAGCUCCACUACAACGCCUCCCUCUACGAGUUGGAGAACUUCAACGACGAGACCAAGCUCGGCCCUCAGGUCAUUCACAAGUACCAGAUCAAGAACGAGGGACCCUUCACCGCCGACGAGACCGAAUUUUACAUCAUGUGGCCGUACCAGACUCUUACUGAGGAGAACCUGAUGUACAUGCUGGUACAGCCACAGCCGCUGGGCAACGUGCGGUGCGACGUAGCCCGUAAUGUCAACCCGGCCAACCUCAUCGUGUCCUCGCCCUACGUGUCUUGGCUCAACAAGGAGAAGGAAGCAAUGGAAAGCAGUGAAUUCGCAUCCAUAUACAGAGAAUACAUAGCUCAGAAUUCCCGCGACUGGUAUGAACAAAGAUAUUACUCCGGCAGCCAAGCUGGUCAGGUCAUCGGAGAAGCAGGUAGACAGUAUGGUCAAUCAGGUGGAAGCUACAGCCAAUCCGGAGGCAACUACAGACAGUCAGGCAGCAGCCAAUCGGGUAGUGGCUACAGGCAAAAUGGUGGUUCCAGCUUCUCUGGCGGUUCCUACGACAGAAACUCCAUCCUAGCCCAAGAGGAAGCAAGAAAAAGAAUGGAAGCUGAAUCUGUAGCUAGAGAACAGUUCAACAGCCUCUUCGGUGGAAAAUUUGACUACAAUCGCAAUCGUGAUGAAAUACCGAAAGAUUAUACCGUGACGAAAUAUUUGAAUAGGACAGUUGUGUAUGAUGACCAGAAUAGGAUAGUGUGGCAAGCGGAAACUAGCACCGAAUAUGGAGGGCUGAUUGGCCAAGAAGCUGGCGGUUCUUACCAUGCAUCUGGCAACCAAGGAUACUUCGGCCAGCAAGGUUCCCGAGGCGUCAUAACGCACAGUGGUUCCCAAGGAUCCUACCAAGGUGGUUCUGUACCGUUCGUGCAUCGAGACUUCGCGACUACGGAGACGGUGAACCGUGAUAUUAUCAACCGGGAUUCGGCGACAUACAGGGCUGGUCUGACGAGCGUUGGGGACAGUGAGGAUGAUAUUGGAGGCUUCGGAGCGCACGCAGCACAAGGAGCUAACGGCGAAUUCAGAAGCGGUGUAACAGGAGUAGGCUACGACAAUCGACAGUCAGCCAGCCAAGGAAGCCAAACCUUCGGUGGAAGACAAUCGGGCCAAAGCUACCAGGGCGGUUCGAGAUCCCAGGGCCAGGGUCACCAGGGCGGACAGUUCUCGCAGUCGGGAUCAAGCUCGAAGACUGGUGGAGGAUAUUCUUAUUCAAGCCAUUCCGAAUCAGGUUAUAGUGCACAAUCUGGAGGCAGCUAUGCAUCAGGACAAAGACAUGAAAGUGCCAGGAGAAAACGAGAGGAUCAGUUUCAGGUUGACAGUCAGCUGAGCGCCCUUCUGAAGAGCUGCAACGAGAAGUACAAGUGCGCAGUGGUCCACUGCGCUACCGGAAGGUUGCUCAAGGGACAAGAAGUCUGGGUUGCCCUGCGGACAAGACUCAACGCGAGUGUGCUCAAUGAGAUCUCAAAAGACCGUCCAGUGAAGCUCUCCUCCCUCGUGGCCGCGCACGUCACUCAGCUCCCAAUAGUGGGCUCACCGAAGCACACGCACUGGCACCAGGCUGAAGCCCAAACGCUAGUCACCCCACAGCUGGGCGCUGCUGAGAGCGGUUCCAUACCGUUAUGGGUGAUCAUUUUAGCUGCCGUUGUGGGUGCCUUAUUGUUGUUGCUGUUGAUCUUCGCUUUGUAUAAGUGCGGCUUCUUCAAGCGCAACCGUCCCUCAGACCACAACGAGCGCCAGCCCCUGAACGGUCGCGACGAGCACCUCUGAUACCCGCCUGCGGAGCCAGUUGCCUCCGCCACCACCGCCACCACCGCCAC
This is a messenger RNA of Cydia strobilella, 4376 nucleotides long. It is a transcript of the gene if, whose product is annotated as integrin alpha-8. Bases 136 to 4326 code for a protein of 1396 amino acids. Gene Ontology annotation, biological process: integrin-mediated signaling pathway; cell adhesion mediated by integrin; cell-matrix adhesion. Gene Ontology annotation, cellular component: integrin complex; external side of plasma membrane. The transcript is spliced from 27 exons. Lineage: Eukaryota; Metazoa; Arthropoda; Insecta; Lepidoptera; Tortricidae. Gene Ontology annotation, molecular function: integrin binding. The record is from RefSeq and is a predicted model, not a curated record.